Molecule: messenger RNA, 1022 nt
Organism: Onthophagus taurus
Lineage: Eukaryota; Metazoa; Arthropoda; Insecta; Coleoptera; Scarabaeidae
Product: chymotrypsin-2-like
Biological process (GO): proteolysis
Molecular function (GO): serine-type endopeptidase activity
Source: RefSeq, a predicted model, not a curated record
AUUCUUUUUAUUAAAUAUUUAUUUUUGCUUAUCUCUUAUUAAUUCAUAACAGCAAAAACCACUCCUUAACCAAAUCAAAAGCACCUCUUUAUAAACUGAUAAUAUUCGGAAAAUUUACAUGGUGUCACUAUAAAUACGGGGAAAUUUGUUUUUCAUCACAUUCAACAAGUUUAAUUCUAUCGAGUAUAACUUAUUGUAAGAAAAUGGGGUACUUUUUAAUUCUUUAUGUUAUGCUUCUAUUUGGAAGUUUCUGGGAAACCACCAAUGGUGCUGCCACCCCUCUAAAAAACACCACUCGUCUUCAACAGCGCAUUCGAAACGGUCAAGAUAUCGACAUUUCAAACGCAAAGUUUUAUGUAUUCUUCACGUGUAGUGGGGUAAUUUGCGGAGGGACCAUCCUUAGUUUAACAAGAGUGGUCACAGCAGCUCAUUGUACUAUAGGUUGCGAUCCGAAGAAUAUCCAAAUGUACAUGGGAAAGAAUUCAUGGGACGAACAAGGCGAACGAUAUCUAGCAGAUAAUUUAUUCAGGCAUCCCAAAUACGACCCUGCACAAGGAUUUCAAUAUGAUAUAGCUGUAGUAUACGUAUCUGGACAAAUUCGACCGAAUGAUAAAGUUGAUAGAACUUCAUAUUUAUUGUAUGAUGUACCUAUAGGUUCUACCGUUAGAAGUUUCGGUUAUGGAGGUGUGACUGGUGGAGGAUUUGCUAAAAAAUUGCAGGUGUCUUAUAAUGUGGUUCAAGAUUAUGAAAAUAAUUUAUACAGAGUGGAAUCGUCCAGAUCGGGCACUGCAGGGGGUGAUUCUGGCGGUCCAUGCACGCUUGACAGCUAUCUUGCUAGCGUUAUUGUGGGAAGUGUCACUGUUAAUGGUAAUCAUGUAUAUGAUGUUAGUGUUAACAUAGCUCGUCCAGAAAUUGUGUCAUUUAUACGUUCUCAUGGUCUUUAAAACUUAAUCAAUUGUUGUUAUAAAAAUAAUGUUGAUGUUAAUUAAACAAAGUUUAAAAUAAAAUGUAUUCCAACAAUU